Molecule: messenger RNA, 3456 nt
Organism: Lytechinus variegatus (green sea urchin)
Lineage: Eukaryota; Metazoa; Echinodermata; Echinoidea; Temnopleuroida; Toxopneustidae
Product: EF-hand domain-containing protein 1-like
Exons: 11
Coding region: 139-2073 (644 amino acids)
Biological process (GO): mitotic cytokinesis; cilium-dependent cell motility; mitotic spindle organization
Cellular component (GO): mitotic spindle; axoneme
Molecular function (GO): calcium ion binding; alpha-tubulin binding
Source: RefSeq, a predicted model, not a curated record
AUGACUGUGUUCAAUCUCAUAGGAUUUCCCUGAUCAAAAUAUAUACUAUCCGGCUAGGCUACGCGUGUGUGUUUCGUGUUUUUCGUGAUUGAUAAUACACAGGCAACAACUGGAGAUAAAGUGUGAAACAAUAUCAAUAUGGCUCUUCCUUUUCUACCGGGAAAUACCUUUACAGACCCAACGCAACGGAAGUUUCACAGAUCCCAAUCCCUCGGCUACAAAAAUGGAUAUGCCCUGCCCGCAAGGCCGGAGGUCGGCAUCGGAGGCGAACCAUUGGAAGUCAAUCAACUCACUCUUUCAGAAUUAGAUGAACUGAAUAACAAAAGACCAACACUGACAUAUGGACAAGCUAAGCAAGCACCACCAGAAGAUUUUAUCCCUGCACACGUAGCUUUUGAUAAAAAGGUACUGAAAUUCAACGCAUUCUACAAGCAGACCGUCCAUGAGUCACCCAGCGAAUACUACCGCGUCCGUCCCGUCAUCAUCUACUACUACCUGGAAGACGACAGCAUCUCGGUCAUCGAACCCCACAUAGAGAACAGUGGCAUGCCCCAGGGCAAGCUGAUCAAACGCAUGAGGUUGCCCAAGAACGACCAGGGCGACCACUGGCACUGGAAGGACCUCAAUCUUGACAUCCAGGUCACGUUCUACGGCAAGGUUUUCCAGAUCACAGACUGUGAUAAGUGGACAGCGGAAUACAUGGCAAUGGAAGGGAUUGAGCUGAAUCCCCCUGCGCCUACCCCUUCAGAUCCCCAUACAGAGUCUCGCAAGGAGAAGUCUGCCAUCGAGGCAUUCACCACACCCAGUACAUUCGACAAACUCAAGCAGUUCUUGGAACUCGAUCGGAAGGUUCUGCGUUUCUUCUGUGUUUGGGAUGAUAGAAGCAGCAUGUUUGGUGAGCAACGACCUUACAUCAUACAGUACUACCUUGUUGACGAUACAGUGGAGGUCAGAGAGGUCCACGAACCCAACGACGGCCGAGAUCCUUUCCCACUGUUCCUCAAGAAACAAAGAGUUCCAAAAGACCGUGACAAUGUUGACUCCUCUUUCCGUGCAGUGGUUAUGGAGCUUUCGAACCAUGAAAUCAAGAACUGGUACAGCCCUCCAGACUUUGGCAUUGGCAAGACGGUUUACAUCUACAACAGACCAUUCCUCAUCUACGAUGCCGAUGCUUUCACAAAGCAAUAUAUGGAACAGCUUGGUGUCUCUCAGUCAGGCCCUGUUCAGGUUUCUAUGGAAGCCAGAAAGCUCGCCAAGAUGGACUUGCCGCCUUACAAUGGCUUUGGUUCCUAUGAAGACUCCCUGCAGUCCUGCCUGUCUCUGGUUCCCCAGCCGCCCAAGAAAGACUUCAUCAAGAUGCUGGAGAACGAUCAUAAGAUCCUUCGAUUUGAAGCCGUCAUGGAUUCUGUGCGACCUGAGGACAAAGGUCGUCGGUUCAUCAUCAGUUAUCGUCUGGCAGAUGAUAUGAUCAAGAUCUUUGAGCCCCCUGUCCGUAACUCGGGAAUCAUCAGCGGUACAUUCCUUGAGAGAACGAGAGUGACCAAGCCUGGCUCAACACCUGAGAAUCCACUAUUCUAUGGCCCACAGGACCUGACCAUUGGCUCUUGUCUCGAGGUGUUUAGCCAUCGGUUCAUCAUAACCGAUGCUGAUGACUACGUACUUCACUACCUGGAGGCCCAUAAGCAAGACUUUCCAGGCUGUGACAAGACUAUCCAUAGCAUCCAAGCCACCAGGUCCAUGGGCCUGCCUUCCAAACCAGCGACGUUAGCAUCGCAGAAGGGCGCCCCCAUGACUGUCAAGAGAUCGCCAAACGACCUGAAACAGCUCUUAGCAGAGGUCAAGUCUCAACUCCGCAAGGACAACUACAUCAACUUCACCUCCUUGACGGAAGCCUUCUUACAGUACGACCGUGACCGUUCAGGAAACAUUGAUGUGAAUGAGCUCAAGGCCGCCUGCCACAAGCAGAAUCUACCCCUAGAUGAUGAUGUCAUGCAAGCGUUGAUUGAAGAGUGUGGUGACGAACAUGGUAGAAUCAGCCAUGCAGAAUUCAUGAAGUUCUUAACGUGGGACUAAGGAUAACAAGCAGUGACGGAAAAUGCGCCAGUCUCUGAUUUUGCCCCAAACCAGACAAGUCAAUCAAUUCUUGAAUCUGAACAAAAACCAGUUUUGACUGAUUGUUGCAAAUCUCAAACGGUUGAUCCGUAGGAGAAACACUUCAUAUUGUGGUAGCAGAAAAGCCAAAGCUGGAUUUCCCUGAAUCCCAUUCUAUAAUAUGUUUUUUCAAAUUCGUUGGCAAAGAGAAAAGUUGAAAUUGGAUUGAAAUGCUAUAAUGGGGAGCAAUUAAAAAACAAUAGCUGUGUAGACAACAAUGUAGACAUAGGAAGGAGGUGGUCUUACUUUAGCUGCAUGUUAUUAUGUACUACAUGAAUUCAUUUUCUUCUUGUGCAGUUUCAUUCCUUCCAAAAUUUAUCUGUGGAGCAUCUAGCACACAGCAACUGUUUUUCUUUGGAGCUGCCUAAAGCUCAUGAAUUUUAGAAUCUGCGUCUUAAUCAUCACACUAUGCAUCUGCACUGCUGACUAACAGUGUACAAUAUAUAUGCUGAAAUUGAAAAUGUGUUCUUUUACUGCAUGAAAUAAAAUCCGUCCUAUCACAGAUUGUGUCUUUGACGUAUUCUCAGUAGUUGUGUAGCAAUAAUUAUCUUCCCGUAUGAUGCAAUGUGAUAACUGACAACGUUGAAGUGUCAGAAUUAGACACUAUGCUAGCCUUGAUGAAUUCCAUCCAUUUUUAAUUCAUUACGUAUUUUUAUUUUCUAUUUGUGCUGUUUAUAAGAAAACUAUGCAUUGAAAUGCUUAAAUGCACCUUUGGGAUGGGAGGGGGGUUAGCCUAUUGCUGUUCACAUGCAUGAACAUGCAUGACCAUGUGAUUUCAAAACCUUGGGUUUUAUUUUAAUCUUCAGAUUAGUACUUUAUGGACAUGUUCCCUGCACAUGCUUCUUUGUUAAGUUACCCCCCCCCCCUUCCAAGAUGGAUCAACACGAAUCAACUUAUAUUGGAUCCUGGGCACUCUAGUUAUAUUUUGAAAGAGGUGUGCCUCGUGAAUCCCUGAAAUAUGAGUCUAAGUAUUCCCUUAAUGCAGCAAAGCAAAGGACACAAACUAACAGGCGUUAAGGGUCACACAAAAGUUGAGACUUUUUCUCUUUGGGGGUAAAGAUACCCAAAAUUCAGCAAAGCAACAGGCAAAAAAUACUCUCCUUUUUACCUUUUUAGUUGUAUGUAUGAACAGCAGUAGAGAUGAACCCCCACCCUUUACAAAUCAGAUUAUACAGUGUAACUUUAAUUCAAUAUACUGAAUGAACAUGAAAUACAUUGUAAUUCAGGUGGAUGUUUCAUAAAGCUGUUUGUAAGUUACAGUCGACUUUAACGAACGACGGGUGAUCUUUUCACAGGAACGUAAUG